Exaiptasia diaphana is the source of this 1230-nucleotide messenger RNA. RefSeq lists its product as uncharacterized. Bases 115 to 537 code for a protein of 140 amino acids. Lineage: Eukaryota; Metazoa; Cnidaria; Anthozoa; Actiniaria; Aiptasiidae. The transcript is spliced from 2 exons. The record is from RefSeq and is a predicted model, not a curated record.
UCAUUAUAAUGCUACACCUGGACGCGCACAGCUCGUGUGGGUCUAGCAUAAACAUUGGUUUUCAGUCGAUUUUCAAAAGAUAAAAAAAAAUUCGGCAAAACUACGGUGUUAYCAAUGUUUAUAACUGUUUUAUAUGGUGAUUGCGAGUCUCUUUUGUGUAAUCCAAGUUGUAGCGUGGUGAAUUUAUUGGAUAAUAUCCGAGAUAGAUGCGGUUUGAGUGAUUCAAAAACCGAGUUGGACCUAACUGAUGAAACAGGUUUAGUACUAGAGCUCACAGACCAUAAAAGCGAUGACGCUAUGAAAUACCUGACAUUAAAAGGCGAAUACAUACUGGUAGAAAAGAAAAUAACAACCAUUGAAUGCAAAGAGACRAACGGGUCAUCGCCACAACAAGAAAUAUCKUACGUUCCUUURUUAAAAGGACUUGACGAGAAAUACCCGGASUAUGUKACACGAGUUGCACAACGAUCAUGUACCGAGGUACCGAAACAGUCAAAGCAAAAGAAAGGAAAACGAAAAUUGAAAACUGAACCAUGAAUAUAUUGGAAGGGAGAAAAUAGUCUCCAGAAAGGAGAUGCGAUUGACCUUAGAAGUGUACGUUGCACAAGGCUGAAUGGACCUUUCAGCCUAGCCAUAGUUAUGUUCUAGCAUAACUUCGUUUCUGCUUCCCCAGAUACAAUCCAAUCGAUCCAGAAACGUUACAAAUUGCAUAUUUACUACAGUCUUGGUCAUUUUACUUGGGAUUGAAACACAUAACCCUUACCAUUUUGACAAUGCAACAAAAUUCAGCCUCCCCGCCGCCCCCCGAGAAUGGAUGAAUGGGAGGUAAAACCCCAUGCAAAACCAUCUUUUCACUGAUGGUGUCCCAAUCUAUUUUGCCCAUGAUUGUAGGUGCAUUUUGAUAUGAUACAGUCUACUUAUUAUAUAAUAUGAAUUGCGUCUGAGAGUUCCUGUUGUAAAUAGAUUAUUCGAUGUCCUGCGUAAACAUUAUGAUUAUGUUGUCACAAUAAUAAUUAACAAGCAGUAACUAGUUCCAAUUAGAGUGGAAUCCAAAAAACAAUCAAGCGAACUAGGUCACAACUGGCACCAUGAUGAAAGGUAGUUGAGCUUGUGAUAGGUAUUUACACUGUAGCCUCAUCUGCUGUUUCCUUGGAUGGAAAGACUAUCUUUCAAGAUGGUGCUUGGAACUGUUAACUGUGUUAAAGUAACUCAUUUCAAAUCGCCUCUCAC